This is a messenger RNA of Drosophila albomicans, 2441 nucleotides long. It is a transcript of the gene shd, whose product is annotated as ecdysone 20-monooxygenase. The record is from RefSeq and is a predicted model, not a curated record. Lineage: Eukaryota; Metazoa; Arthropoda; Insecta; Diptera; Drosophilidae. Gene Ontology annotation, molecular function: heme binding; iron ion binding; oxidoreductase activity, acting on paired donors, with incorporation or reduction of molecular oxygen. The transcript has 7 exons. Bases 751 to 2367 code for a protein of 538 amino acids.
UCAGUCUUUGACUAAGCGUCGCAGUUGUCAUCGCAGCGGACACUGUGGUAGUUACUCUUGAUUACUGAUAUUUGUAUUCCGUCGUCAGUUGUGUGUUAGUUCCUCCGGUUUUUGGUUUCGAUUUCGAUUUCGAUUUGGACAACAAGAGAAUAAAAAACGCUAGAAGCUACUCACAUCAUAAUUUCUAUCAAACGGAUACGGAUGCGGUUUUUGAUUACACCACGAUCAUACUAGCAAAUGCUGGCAGUCGGCAAUUACGAACCUCCAUUCAUCCAUCCAUCUUUCAGACGAGUGCAAAAGUGCAAUGUCUGUUCGUGAUUAUAAAUGUUUAGCAUAGCAUUCUAUUGUUUUCGGUACCAUGACGACUAACAACAACAACGACAACAACAAGAGCAGCUGAUUCUGAUUAGAACCGCAGAAGAAGAUGCAGCAAUAAAUAAAGCUUUAACAACAAAUAUUAUCAAUGUGCAAUAUAGCUAAAAUAUUUAUAAAAUAUUCUAGAAAAAAGAAAUAAUCAAUAAGUAAUACAUAAUUUCGAUUAAAUUAAACGCCGGUUAGUGAUAAUAGCUUUUAUAUCUCAAUACAUAAAUGCAGUGCAAUGUUCUCUAUAUAAAUAAUUGAAAAUAAGUGAAUUAAUUUAGUGAAAAUAUAAUGCCUGAAGUGCGAGCUGAAAGUCCACUGACUUAGCAACGAUAAAAAUAAAAAUACUAAGGAAUUCACCAAGCAAUAAAUAAAUUAAAUAAGCGUCCAAUGGUAAUGGCCGUGAUACUGUUGCUCGCCCUGGCACUUCUAGUCGGUUGCUAUUGCGCGAUUCACAGGCAAAAGAUCAGUGCGAUCUAUCUGAAGCCAUUGCUGAAGAAUACUCCAUUCGAGGACGUCUAUCAUGCCACGCCCAUCGAGCAGCGCAAGCGUCGCGGCAUCUGGGAUAUACCCGGACCACAGCGAAUACCCUUUCUGGGCACCAAGUGGAUAUUUUUCGUCUUCUUUCGACGCUACAAAAUGACCAAACUGCACGAAGUCUACGCAGAUCUGAAUCAACAGUAUGGCGACAUUGUGCUGGAGGUCAUGCCCUCCAAUGUGCCCAUCGUGCAUCUGUACAAACGCGAGGAUCUCGAGAAGGUGCUCAAGUAUCCCAGCAAAUAUCCAUUCCGACCGCCCACCGAGAUCAUUGUGAUGUAUCGUCAAUCUCGGCCAGAUCGUUAUGCCAGCGUUGGCAUCGUCAACGAGCAGGGUCCGAUGUGGCAGCGACUGCGCUCCUCGCUCACCUCCAGCAUCACCUCGCCCCGCAUCCUGCAGAACUUUCUGCCCGCCCUCAAUGCCGUCUGUGAUGAUUUCGUUGAGCUGCUUCGCGCCCGACGCGAUCCCCACACGAAUGUGGUGCCCAACUUUGAGGAGCUGGCCAAUCUGAUGGGUCUCGAGGCGGUCUGCACUUUGAUGCUGGGCCGUCGCAUGGGUUUCCUGGCAGCAAAUGCCAAGCAGCCGGAGAAGAUCAGUCAGCUGGCGGCGGCUGUUAAACAGCUGUUCAUCUCGCAGCGGGAUUCGUAUUAUGGCCUGGGAUUGUGGAAAUACUUUCCCACCAAAACGUAUCGGGACUUUGCCCGUGCCGAGGACUUGAUCUAUGAUGUCAUCUCCGAGAUCAUUGAUAAUGAGCUGGAGGAGCAUCGAAAGUCUGCGGCCUGUGAGGAUGAAGAUUCCGCGGGCUUGCGCAGCGUCUUCCUCAACAUACUCGAGCUGAAGGACUUGGAUAUUCGUGACAAGAAGUCCGCCAUCAUAGACUUUAUUGCAGCGGGCAUUGAGACGCUAGCCAACACGCUGUUAUUUGUGUUGAGCUCCGUGACAGGAGAACCUUCGUCCAUGCCCCGCAUUCUCAGUGAGUUUCUUGAGUAUCGCGACACCAAUAUCCUGCAGGAUGCGCUGACCAAUGCCACAUACACAAAGGCCUGCAUACAGGAAUCGUACAGACUGCGACCCACGGCUUUCUGUUUGGCACGCAUCCUGGAAGAGGACAUGGAACUGUCCGGCUAUUCACUGAAUGCGGGCACGGUAGUACUAUGUCAGAAUAUGAUCGCGUGUCACAAAGACAGCAACUUUCAAGAGGCCAAACAGUUUACUCCGGAGCGUUGGAUCGAUCCGGGCACGGGAAACUUUACAGUCAACGUGGACAGUGCCAGCAUUGUGGUGCCUUUCGGUGUGGGAAGACGCACGUGUCCUGGCAAGCGAUUCGUGGAAAUGGAAGUCGUCCUGCUGCUGGCCAAGCUUGUGCUGGCAUUCGAAGUCAGUUUUGUGGAGCCGCUGCAAACGGAAUUCGAGUUUUUGUUGGCACCCAAAACACCAUUGAGUUUGGUGCUAAAAGAUCGCGAAUUGUAGAACAUCCUCCUCGCAGUUUAAUGUAUCUAAUACAAAGCCAGAAAGUAAACAAACUAAUGCUGUAUAUACGAGAA